GCCCGGAAGCCUCAGGGCGGGCGAGAGCCAGUGGGGCCGUCCGCCUGCUGCCGUGUGCGUAAGUGGGGCAGCGACGCCGGGCGGCUACGCUGCGGAAUCGGCGUAGGUGGCGUUGGAGAAUCCGCCGGCUGCGCCGCGCCGGGGCUGGUCGCGGAGGGGGAGGGGAUGUCGGUCAGUGCGAGAUCCGCUGCUGCCGAGGAGAGGAGCGUCAACUGCAGCACCAUGGUAGCUCAACCGAAGAACCUUGAGGGCUAUGUGGGCUUUGCCAACCUCCCAAAUCAAGUGUACAGGAAAUCCGUGAAAAGAGGAUUUGAAUUUACUCUUAUGGUAGUAGGUGAAUCUGGUCUGGGGAAGUCAACAUUAAUCAACUCACUGUUCCUCACAGAUUUGUAUUCUCCAGAGUAUCCAGGCCCUUCUCAUAGAAUCAAAAAGACUGUACAGGUGGAGCAAUCCAAAGUUUUAAUCAAAGAAGGUGGUGUUCAGUUGCUGCUGACGAUAGUUGAUACUCCAGGGUUCGGAGAUGCAGUGGAUAAUAGUAAUUGCUGGCAGCCUGUUAUCGACUACAUUGAUAGUAAAUUUGAAGAUUACUUAAAUGCAGAAUCUCGAGUGAACAGACGUCAGAUGCCUGAUAACAGGGUGCAGUGUUGUUUAUACUUCAUUGCUCCUUCAGGACAUGGACUUAAACCAUUGGAUAUUGAGUUUAUGAAACGUUUGCAUGAAAAAGUGAACAUCAUCCCAUUAAUUGCCAAAGCAGACACACUUACACCAGAGGAAUGCCAACAGUUUAAAAAGCAGAUAAUGAAAGAAAUCCAAGAACAUAAAAUUAAAAUAUAUGAAUUUCCAGAAACGGAUGAUGAAGAAGAGAAUAAGCUGGUUAAGAAGAUAAAGGAUCGUUUACCUCUUGCUGUGGUAGGUAGUAAUACUAUCAUUGAAGUUAAUGGCAAAAGAGUCAGAGGAAGACAAUAUCCUUGGGGUGUGGCUGAAGUUGAAAAUGGUGAACAUUGUGACUUUACAAUUCUAAGAAAUAUGUUAAUAAGAACACACAUGCAGGACUUGAAAGAUGUUACCAAUAACGUACACUAUGAGAACUACAGAAGCAGAAAGCUAGCAGCAGUGACUUACAAUGGAGUGGAUAACAACAAGAACAAAGGGCAGCUUACCAAGAGUCCUCUGGCACAGAUGGAAGAAGAAAGAAGGGAACAUGUAGCCAAAAUGAAGAAGAUGGAGAUGGAGAUGGAACAGGUGUUUGAGAUGAAGGUCAAAGAAAAAGUUCAAAAACUGAAGGACUCUGAAGCAGAGCUCCAGCGGCGCCAUGAGCAAAUGAAAAAGAAUUUAGAAGCACAGCACAAAGAAUUAGAGGAAAAACGUCGUCAACCUCCAGGUUCCAUGUUGCCCUGGAGGCCAUGCUGGUAUCUGUGGCCUGUGCUAUCACUGAAGACCAUGUUGGUGUUCAUGGUCCAUGUUGCUGCUGGAGGCUAUGUUGAUAUGUAUAGCCUUGUGCUGCUGCUGAGGGCCAUGUUGGUGUCUGUGGUCCUGCUGAGGCUGGGGGCUGUUUAG
Messenger RNA from Mastomys coucha (southern multimammate mouse), 1557 nucleotides. It is a transcript of the gene Septin7, whose product is annotated as septin 7. Gene Ontology annotation, cellular component: cell division site; microtubule cytoskeleton; septin ring. Gene Ontology annotation, biological process: cilium assembly; cytoskeleton-dependent cytokinesis. Gene Ontology annotation, molecular function: GTP binding; molecular adaptor activity; GTPase activity. Lineage: Eukaryota; Metazoa; Chordata; Mammalia; Rodentia; Muridae. Bases 166 to 1557 code for a protein of 463 amino acids. The record is from RefSeq and is a predicted model, not a curated record. The transcript is spliced from 14 exons.